This is a messenger RNA of Lasiodiplodia theobromae, 627 nucleotides long. Its product is annotated as Xanthine phosphoribosyltransferase. Gene Ontology annotation, biological process: IMP salvage; GMP salvage; hypoxanthine metabolic process. The transcript has 3 exons. The coding region runs from base 1 to 627 and encodes 208 amino acids. Gene Ontology annotation, molecular function: hypoxanthine phosphoribosyltransferase activity. NCBI's taxonomy places the organism in Eukaryota, Fungi, Ascomycota, Dothideomycetes, Botryosphaeriales, Botryosphaeriaceae. Gene Ontology annotation, cellular component: cytoplasm. The record is from RefSeq and is a predicted model, not a curated record.
AUGGUUGAGAAGAUCUACGUUACCUACAACGAGGUCCACAAGCUCUGCCAGAAGUCGGCAGACACGAUCCUCAAUGAGUUCAAGCCCAACCUCAUGAUCGCCAUCGGCGGCGGCGGCUACGUGCCCGCGCGCAUUCUGCGCUCCUUCCUCAAGAAGCCGGGCAACCCCAACAUUCCCAUCCAGGCCAUCGGCCUGUCGCUCUACGAGUCGCUUGGCACUGACGACGAGGUCGAGGCCCCCGGCACCAAGGUCACCCGCACGCAGUGGCUGGACCUGUCGUCGCUCGAGAUGGCCAACCUGAUCGGCAAGAACGUGCUGAUCGUCGACGAGGUCGACGACACGCGCACCACGCUCGAGUACGCGGUGCGCGAGCUCGAGAAGGACGUCGAGCAGGCCACCCAGAAGCUCGGCCGCUCCGGCGAGAAGACGACCUUCUCCAUCUUCGUCCUGCACAACAAGGACAAGGCAAAGAAGGGUGCCCUUCCCCAGGACCUGAUGGCCGGCGGCAAGUACAUCGCCGCCCAGACCGUCGGCGACGUCUGGAUUAACUACCCCUGGGAGGCUACUGACAUCGACGAGCACGACCGCCUGGCUGCGGAGGCCGCGAAAGCGAAGACGUCGGCCUAA